Dacryopinax primogenitus is the source of this 1797-nucleotide messenger RNA. RefSeq names its product histone acetyltransferase ELP3. Bases 1 to 1659 code for a protein of 552 amino acids. The record is from RefSeq and is a predicted model, not a curated record. The transcript is spliced from 7 exons. Gene Ontology annotation, biological process: tRNA wobble base 5-methoxycarbonylmethyl-2-thiouridinylation. Lineage: Eukaryota; Fungi; Basidiomycota; Dacrymycetes; Dacrymycetales; Dacrymycetaceae. Gene Ontology annotation, cellular component: cytoplasm; nucleus; elongator holoenzyme complex. Gene Ontology annotation, molecular function: acyltransferase activity, transferring groups other than amino-acyl groups; iron-sulfur cluster binding.
AUGGGAGAUCCAGCACCAUCAAAAGGCCCAUCCCAAGCCGAGCUGCUUCUUCGCGUCUCUUCUUCAAUCGCCCUCGAGCUCAUUAAGGCCCACAAAGAAGGACGCACCAUCUCCCUCAACGGGCUCAAGCUUCAAGAGUCCAAAAAGUAUGGCUUCUCUGGAGUUCCACGACUCGUCGAUAUCAUCAGUGCUGUGCCGGAGGAGUGGAAGAAGGUGCUAGUACCGAAGCUGAAGGCUAGACCGGUACGGACCGCGAGUGGGAUCGCCGUCGUUGCCGUAAUGUGCAAACCCCAUCGAUGUCCACACAUCGCUAUGACUGGAAACAUCUGUGUUUACUGUCCCGGUGGUCCCGACUCAGACUUUGACUACUCCACCCAGUCUUACACGGGGUAUGAGCCCACCAGCAUGCGUGCGAUCCGAGCACGGUACGACCCAUACGAACAAACCAGGGGAAGAGUCGAGCAGCUCGCGAGCUUGGGUCAUAGCGUUGACAAGGUCGAGUUCAUUAUAAUGGGCGGGACGUUUAUGAGCAUGCCGGAAGAUUACCGCAACAAGUUUGUUGCCCAGCUGCAUAAUGCUCUCUCUGGAUUUACGGGAACCGAUGUGGAUGAAGCCGUUCGAUACUCCGAGCAGAGCAAAACAAAAGCCAUCGGAAUUACUAUCGAGACACGCCCUGAUUACUGCCUCAAACCACAUCUUUCCCAAAUGCUUCGAUACGGCUGUACGCGACUAGAAAUCGGUGUUCAGUCCGUAUAUGAAGACGUAGCUCGUGACUCAAACCGCGGCCACACGGUCCGUGCCGUCUCCGAGUCCUUCCAACUAGCCAAGGACGCCGGCUUCAAGGUGGUGGCUCAUAUGAUGCCUGAUUUACCAAAUGUAGGCGUGGAGAGGGAUAUGGAGCAGUUCAAGGAAUACUUUGAGAACCCUGCGUUCCGCUCGGACGGAUUGAAAAUCUACCCUACCCUGGUCAUCAGAGGCACAGGGCUGUACGAACUCUGGCGCACGGGGCGAUACAAGAAUUACACGCCGAACAUGCUCGUCGACGUCGUGGCCCGUAUCCUAGCCCUCGUACCGCCGUGGACUAGGGUGUAUCGUGUACAGCGAGAUAUCCCGUUGCCGCUGGUGUCGAGCGGCUGCGAGAAUUCCGGAAACUUGCGUGAGUUGGCACUUCAACGGAUGAAAGAUUUCGGAGCCGAAUGCCGUGAUGUACGGUAUCGUGAAGUUGGGAUCCGCGAGAUCCAUCAUAAAGUCCGCCCCGAAUCUGUCGAGCUGCUGCGGCGCGAUUAUACAGCGAACGGCGGAUGGGAGACCUUCCUAUCGUACGAGGAUCCGGAGCGGGACAUCCUGGUCGGCCUUUUGCGCUUGCGCAAGUGCUCAGCAGAAGGCACCUUCCGACCAGAGCUUGUGAAUGCGGGGCAGAGUAGUAUCGUCCGCGAGCUGCAUGUUUAUGGUACGGCAGUGCCCGUGCACGGGAGAGACCCAACAAAGUUCCAGCAUCAGGGCUUUGGUACGCUCCUGAUGGAAGAAGCGGAGCGUAUCGCGCGCGAAGAACAUGGGAGCGUCAAGCUCGCAGUUAUAUCUGGCGUUGGCACACGAGACUACUACAGGAGGCUGGGUUACAAACUAGAUGGGCCGUACAUGAGCAAGAUGCUCAUUUAGACCGUGAUCGGUUGGACCGCCGUCUUCCGUUUUCAGAUUUUGUGGAGCCUUCGGGCGGCUGUAUCAUCACGUCACCUCAUACUGUUCGUUUCACAUGUAUCAUUACCUGCAUCUACUUCGAAUGUGUCGCAUCUAAUU